AUGCAGCGAUGUCCAUUGCAACUCCUCCGGCUCCCUAGCUCCCUCCGUACCCAUUAUGCCUCUCAAAUCCUCCAGCAAACCCAGCGAGGGUUCAAAACAACCGUAGCACGCUGCGCUGCCCAAGCUGCAAAGCCGGUGACAGACCUCGAACGUCGCAUCCAGGCUAUUCCCAUAUCCCGCUUUCGCAAUUUCUGCAUCGUAGCCCACGUCGACCAUGGCAAGUCCACGCUUAGCGACCGCCUGCUUGAGAUCACAGGCACCAUUGCUCCGGGUGGCAACAAGCAGAUCUUGGACAAGCUGGACGUGGAGCGCGAACGAGGCAUCACUGUCAAGGCGCAGACUUGCAGCAUGAUAUACAAUCACGAAGGGGAGGACUACCUCCUGCAUCUAGUGGACACGCCCGGACAUGUGGACUUCCGGGCAGAGGUCUCGCGCUCUUAUGCGAGUUGCGGGGGAGCGCUGCUGCUGGUCGAUGCCAGCCAGGGCGUGCAGGCGCAGACCGUGGCAAACUUCUACCUGGCGUUCUCGCAGGGCCUGACGCUGGUACCGGUCAUCAACAAAGUGGACUUGCCGUCGGCGGAUGCGCCGAGGGCGCUGGAGCAGAUGGAGACGGCGUUCGAGUUAAAGCCGGAGAAUGCGGUGCUGGUCUCGGCGAAGACGGGACUGAACGUUGCGAGUAUCCUUCCAAGUGUUAUCAAGCAGAUUCCGUGUCCGGAGGGGGACCAUAAGAAGCCUCUGAGGCUGCUGCUAGUGGACUCGUGGUAUGAUAAUUACAAAGGUGUGAUCUUGCUGGUGAGGAUAUUUGACGGGACAGUCAAAGCUGGGGACCACGUGGUGUCAUUUGCUACAGGUCUGAAGUAUUUUGUUGGGGAGGUCGGGAUUAUGUAUCCGCAUCAGACGCCUCAGAGCUCUAUACGUGCUGGGCAGGUGGGGUACAUCUACUUUAAUCCUGGCAUGAAGAAGAGUCAGGAUGCUCUGAGUGGAGACACUUUCACAACUGUCGGUUCAGAACAUCUAGUGGAGAUGUACCCAGGAUUCGAGGAGCCGAAGUCAAUGGUAUUCGUCUCGGCUUUUCCAGUCGAUCAGAGCGAUCAUGCACAUUUGGAGGACUCGAUCAACCAGAUCAUCUUGAACGACAGAAGUGUCACUCUUCACAAGGAGUCCUCCGAGGCACUUGGAGCAGGCUGGAGACUGGGAUUUUUAGGAACACUCCACUGCUCCGUUUUCGAAGACCGCCUGCGUCAAGAACACGGCGCCAGUAUCAUCAUCACACCCCCCAACGUACCCUUCCGCAUAAUCUGGGCUGACGGCCGCGACGAAAUAAUCCAAUCGCCCUUUCAUUUCCCCGAAACCGAUUCCAUGCGCAACCAAAUCUCGGAACUCCAAGAACCCUACGUCUCAGCCACCAUCACCCUCCCAGAAGAAUAUCUCGGGAAAGUCAUCGAGCUCUGCGAAGCAAACCGUGGCGAGCAGAAAGGGCUUGACUUCUUUACUGCCACGCAAGUAAUUCUCAAAUAUGACAUACCGCUCGCACAACUCGUAGACGACUUCUUUGGCAAGCUAAAGGGUGCCACUAAGGGAUACGCAAGUCUCGACUACGAGGACGCAGGCUUCCGCCGUAGCAACAUUGUUAAGAUGCAGCUCCUGGUUAACAAGGAACCCGUCGAUGCCGUCGCACGCGUCCUGCACACCUCGCAGGUCGAAAGGCUGGGUCGGCUCUGGGUCAAGAAAUUCAAGGAGCACGUCGACCGGCAGAUGUUCGAGGUCAUCAUCCAAGCGGCAGUCGGCAAGCGGAUCGUGGCGCGCGAGACGAUCAAGCCGUUCCGGAAAGACGUGUUGGCGAAGCUGCACGCGGCCGAUGCCGGGCGGAAGAACAAGCUACUGCAGAAGCAGAAGGAGGGGCGGAAGAAGUUGAAGGCGGUGGGGAAUAUCACGAUUGAUCACAAGGCCUUUCAGAAGUUUUUGGCGAAGUAG
Messenger RNA from Drepanopeziza brunnea f. sp. 'multigermtubi' MB_m1, 1974 nucleotides. RefSeq lists its product as uncharacterized. The record is from RefSeq and is a predicted model, not a curated record. Gene Ontology annotation, molecular function: GTP binding; GTPase activity; mitochondrial ribosome binding. Lineage: Eukaryota; Fungi; Ascomycota; Leotiomycetes; Helotiales; Drepanopezizaceae. Gene Ontology annotation, biological process: positive regulation of translation. Gene Ontology annotation, cellular component: mitochondrion.